AUGGCUUCUGCAAUUCUGAGUCUUCAGCUUCUGGUCGUUAUCCUCUGUGCCACUGUUUGUCCUUCACAAUCACAAACCCUGAGCGUUGUCGUCACCUACGAGGGUGAAGGAAGACAGGUUCAGAGCACUGAGGGCACAGACAUUGAUCUUCUCUGCCAAGUAGAAAACCUAAACGGCCGAUUUGUCGCUUGGUUUCAAGGGACUACUAAUCGAAUCACUCAAAAUGAAAAAUAUCAACUGACAGCUAAUGAAACUACAGGCAUGUAUACACUGAAAAUACUAAAUGUAACACGUGUGACUGACAGUGCAACUUACUUCUGUUUAGUUUUAGACUCGGAUGAUGCUCCAUUCCAAUCUUAUGUUGAAAGGGGAAGCAUUUCGGUGCAAGUCUUCUAUUUCCCAGAUGCAGGGAAUCCAAAAUGCUACGGCCAAUCAGUCAUACAAGAAGGAGUUACUCAAGGAUUUAACUGUCAGAGCCAAACUGGUGAACCUCCCGUUGUUGCAGAGUGGAGGCGAGAUAUGGGAGUCAUUGAAACUGGCAGUAUAUCAACAGGCGCAUACGAACCGGCAAAUGGAACGACAUAUUCUGACUACACCAUUGUGCCCACAAAAGCCGACAUAGGUGUUACCUUAACAUGCAAAAUAACAAGUUCUGAUUUUCCGGGAAUGACGUCAUUGUGUACAAUUGGACCUCUGGUUGUCCAGUUCCGUCCCAGUGAUGUUGCCAUCACCGACACGACCUACUCACAAGAUAACACAACAUACGAUGCCCUAUCCUGUAACGCCACCGCAUAUCCACCGGACAUUUCCUACAGCUGGAACUUCAACACACCGCUGGACUCCUCCCAACAGCUGAUAACUGAUGACAACCAGACGCUGGUCAUUCUUAACGUCACCUCGUGCGAGACUACGAUAAUAGCUACCUGCAUCGCAGUCAACGACAUCGGAAGCGGGUCUGUAAACUUCACCCUCUGUGAGCCCCCACCACUGCCAACCACCGAAGUCACAACACUUCCAGACACUACAACUGAGAUUGCCGAACUGCCUUCCACAGGAGCUUCCGUGAUCACUGCGAGUCCACUGCCAUUGGAGACGGAGCCCCCGACUACGGAGCCCCCGACUACAAAAGCCAACAAGACCAUUACAGAUCCUCCAAUCGGCCUGACUCCUGCCUUGUACGCCAUCAUCGGUUGUGGAGCGUUCAUAAUCCUUGCUUUGUUCAUUGGCGUGUGCUGUUUUGUGGUGCAGAAAGGCAGCCAGACAGAUGAUGAGGAUCAGGAUGAGACUGUGGAGAAAACAUUCCAACCAAAAAACGUCAGAUCCUUAUCCAUCGCUUACAUAGAAGAAGAUGAUGCGGAGCCCUUCGAAAUAGGAAUGACUAACCUAACCUUUGUAGAAGAGGCUGAUGAGAAGGAGCAAGAUGGUCUUGAGAAGAGUCCUGAGGAGAAUAAAUACGUGAAUGCUCCCUUGCAUGUUCCUACCGACGAUGCUACGCCUGAAGACAUCCAGACAGAGAGUCCUACUGUUGACACCUCAUCAUAUGACAAGGGCAACGAGACUGCCCUUGAGAACGAGGAAGGCAAACCUAACUCCGUUAGUGACAAGCCUGAGGAAGCUGAAGGUGACGGCAUAGAUGACGAUCGCCAUGAUGAUGAUCUCCAGGACAACAAUCGUCAUGACGAUGGAGAUGAUGGCACCACAGACAACAAAGACAAGGAUGGUUACGAAAAGAUGGCGUUUCCGUCAAUCGACGACAAUCGUCAUGAUGACGGAGAUGAUAGCACCACAGAUAACAAAGACAAGGAUGGUUUCGAAAAGAUGGCGUCUCCCUCAAUCGACGACAAUCGUCAUGAUGACGGAGAUGAUGGCACCACAGACAACAAAGAUGACGACGAUAAUGAAGAAAUGGUGUCUGCAUCCGUGGAAGAGGGAACAGAGGAUAAUAGGAAGAGCCUGGUCCAGGAGGCACUGCUUGCUGUGCAGGUAGGCAGCUCAAAGACAGACAGUUUGGCCAGGGCGGGUCACAAAGUCCCCCAAGAGGUGGAAAUCUGAACUGAUUUUCUAAAUGGAUAAUGACAAAUGAUUAGAUUGAAAGAUACGUGCCAAUCAGAAGUAAUGUAAAUAC
Patiria miniata (bat star) is the source of this 2125-nucleotide messenger RNA. RefSeq lists its product as uncharacterized. The record is from RefSeq and is a predicted model, not a curated record. The coding region runs from base 1 to 2052 and encodes 683 amino acids. The transcript has a single exon. NCBI's taxonomy places the organism in Eukaryota, Metazoa, Echinodermata, Asteroidea, Valvatida, Asterinidae.